Messenger RNA from Microthlaspi erraticum, 846 nucleotides. The record is from the annotation of a GenBank genome assembly. NCBI's taxonomy places the organism in Eukaryota, Viridiplantae, Streptophyta, Magnoliopsida, Brassicales, Brassicaceae.
AUGUCAAAUCUUACUUUCCCGAUUUUCUUCGGCUCCGGUGGUCAUCGUCGUCGAACAAGUGGCCAGCUUGAAUCCAGUUUUAGAACAGAGCUUCGACGUAUUAGUGUGAGCCCGAAAUCGAAAAUCAAAUUCUCUCCCACUUCAGAAACCGAGCGGUUGAUAAAGAGAGAAAUGGCGGCGGCGGAGACGACGAGGAGGAAGGCGGAGGAGCUGGUGGAGAAGGCGAUGAAGGGAAACGACUCUUCUCAUGACGCCUCGCACGUGUGGAGGGUCCGAGACCUUGCUCUCUCGCUUGCUCGCGAGGAAGGUCUCUCUUCCAACUCGGACUCCAUGGAAGUUGUGGAGCUUGCAGCUCUUCUCCAUGAUAUAGGUGAUUACAAGUACAUAAGAGACCCUUCAGAAGCAAAAAUUGUUGAGAAUUUUCUGGAUGAGGAGGGUGUAGAUGAGGCCAAGAAGAUGAAGAUACUAAAGAUCAUCAAUGGAAUGGGUUUCAAAGACGAAUUAGCAGGAUUAACCCUCUGCCAAUCUCUUCCGGAAUUUGGGGUCGUUCAAGAUGCUGACCGCCUUGAUGCAAUUGGCGCCAUUGGAAUUGCUCGUUGCUUUACAUUUGGUGGAAGCAGGAACAGAGUGCUUCAUGAUCCCGAGAUCAAGCCCCGGACAGAGUUGACGAAAGAGCAGUACAUGAAGAGAGAGGAGCAAACGACUAUUAAUCACUUUCAUGAGAAACUCCUCAAGCUGAAGUUGCUCAUGAAAACCGAGGCGGGUAGAAGAAGGGCAGAGAAAAGGCACGAGUUCAUGGAAGAUUAUCUUAAGGAGUUCUAUGAAGAGUGGGAUGGCAGAGCUUGA